Molecule: messenger RNA, 2794 nt
Organism: Thalassophryne amazonica
Lineage: Eukaryota; Metazoa; Chordata; Actinopteri; Batrachoidiformes; Batrachoididae
Product: long-chain-fatty-acid--CoA ligase ACSBG2-like
Exons: 13
Coding region: 131-2257 (708 amino acids)
Cellular component (GO): endoplasmic reticulum; membrane
Molecular function (GO): long-chain fatty acid-CoA ligase activity
Source: RefSeq, a predicted model, not a curated record
ACAGCUGUCAUGAAGACUGACACUCAGAGGUACGUAAAAUAGAAAGCGAAUCUUGAAGCCUUUUCAAUACUUGUCUCGUGAUGCUUUUGUCUUCCUGGAAUAUGUGGAUUUUAAACUCUAGUGAGCCAUAAUGUGCAUUAUUGAAUGCGUGUGCUCCUCUGUGUUCACCAGCAUCCUGAUCCUGAAAGCACUGAAUCUGGCAGACAAAAACCAGAAGACCCACUCCAAUCCAGAAAGUCAGAAUGGAGCUGUAGUGGGUACAUUUUCACUCAAUGGAGGACUUUUACCAGCGGUGGCUCUUGCUCCUGCUGAGCAGCUGUGGUCCACCAGCAGAGACAAGGCGGUCAGGCUGAGGAUGGAGGGAUCCGGCCCGGCAUCAGAAACCCCCAUCACCAUCCAUCAUAUGUUCCUGGAGACGGUGAAUAGCUUCGGGGAUCACCCGGCUCUGGUGUUCAAAAAAGAGGGACAAUGGGUCACUCUGACCUGGAAACAGUACUAUGAUCAGUGCCGAGCUGCUGCAAAAAGUUUUCUCAAGUUGGGGUUGAAACGUUACCACGGUGUCGGCAUCCUGGGAUUCAAUUCUCCUGAAUGGUUCAUCUCAGACGUUGGCUGCAUCUUGGCUGGGGGCCUGGCAACCGGCAUCUACACAACAAACACGCCUGAAGCUUGCUUGUACGUGGCUGCCAACUCGAAAGCCAAUGUGCUGGUGGUGGAGAACCAGAAACAGCUCGAAAAGAUCCUGCAGGUUAAAGAUCAACUUCCAGAUCUGAAAGCCAUUGUUCAGUAUAAAGGCGAGCUUCAGCAGAAGGCUCCUGAUCUGUACACAUGGGAAGAGUUCAUGAAAGUGGGAGAGGAUGUGUCCGAAGAGCGGCUGAAUGCUGUGAUUGACAGUCUCCGGGCAAAUGAGUGCUGUACCCUCAUCUACACAUCUGGAACAACUGGCAACCCUAAAGGAGUCAUGCUGAGCCAUGACAAUGUGACGUGGACAGCCAAGGCAGCAGGAUCCAUGACACAGAUGAACUAUGCUGAAGAGGUGGUGAUCAGUUACCUGCCACUGAGCCAUGUGGCAGCGCAGAUGAGUGACAUCUGGGUUUGCAUGAAGUAUGCAGGGACCACAUACUUUGCUGAGCCAGAUGCCCUCAAGGGCUCUUUAGGAACAACUCUGAAAGAGGUACGCCCAACCUCUUUCCUGGGAGUGCCUCGUGUGUGGGAGAAGAUGGAGGAGAAGAUGAAAUCUGUUGGGGCUAAAUCAUCCUCACUGAAGAAAAAUAUCGCAAAUUGGGCAAAGUCUAUAGGACUGCAGUACAAUAAUAGUAUGAUGAUUGGGGAGAAUGUGGUGCCUUGGGGCUUCAUGAUGGCCAACAGCCUUGUCUUUAAGAAGGUUCGUGCUGCGCUAGGCUUGGACCGCGCCAAGUUUUGCUUUACAGGCGCUGCACCCAUCACCAAAGACACACUUGAAUACUUCAUGAGUUUGAACAUUCCUCUGAUGGAGGUAUAUGGGAUGAGUGAAAGCUCUGGUCCUCACACUGUCUCAGUGAACAACGAUUACUGCCUCACAAGCUGUGGAAAAGUAAUGAAGGGCUGCAAGACAAAGUUGUCCAAUCCAGAUAAGGAUGGAGUUGGAGAGAUCUGUUUCUGGGGGCGUCACGUUUUUAUGGGCUACCUGGACAUGCCUGACAAAACAGCUGAAGCUGUUGACCAGGAUGGAUGGCUUCACUCUGGAGACUUGGGAAAGCAUGACCAGAAUGAAUUUCUGUUUAUCACAGGGCGAAUCAAAGAGCUGGUUAUCACUGCUGGUGGAGAGAACAUCCCUCCAGUGCCCAUUGAAAAUGCAGUGAAGUCAGAAAUCCCUAUCAUCAGCAACGCCGUGCUGAUUGGUGACAAGCUGAAAUUCCUCUCCAUGCUGCUCACGCUCAAAUGCGUCGUGGAUGACAAUGGUGAGGCCACGGAUGACCUGCACCCCGAGGUGAUCGCUUUCUGCCAGCAGCAUAACAUCACAGCAACCAAAGUGUCUGAAAUAAUCGCCAAAAAGGAGCCAGCUAUGUACAACAGCAUUCAGGAGGGUUUUGAGCGUGUAAAUGCAAAAGCAACAUCCAACGCUCAGAAGGUCCAAAAGUGGAUCAUCCUGGAUCAAGACUUUUCAGUCGCCAGAGGGCAGCUGGGACCCACGCUGAAACUAAGGCGGCCUGUUGUGAUGAAGAUGUACCAGGACAAAAUAAAUGAAAUGUAUGCAGUGGAACGUUCGACACAAGGAUAAAACAAUACAGAAAAAAAAAGAUGGGCAUCAGACCUCUGGGUCCAAAUUAAGGAUUGUCGCUUGAUCAUGUCUUGUAUAUUUAAAGCUACAGUGUGUAGAAUGUAGGGGUGUUUAUUUUCAGAAAUGCAAUAUAGCAUUCAUAACCAUCUGUUACUUACAACAAUGUAUCAAAGUGCUUUCAUAAGCUUAAAAUGAACCCUUCAUAUCUGCAUGAGACCAGGCACCAUCAUGGAGGCCUCCAUGUUUAUACAGUCACUCAGUGAUUGCUAUCCUAUGCACUGUCUCCUAGUUGCUAGUACAGGCUAACAGGUUUAAAGCUGCUCACAAUUAUCAUUUUAUUAUUUUUAAUGGAGAAUCAUGCAUAGUGGUUAUCACAAGAGAAAGGAGCAAGCAUGAAUCCUGACCUUGAAAGAAGCGGAAACAUGAAGGGAAACAAUAUUGUGACCAUGCGAUGGCAUAAUGCAAUCUGCGUCCUCACCACUAGAUGACACUAAAUCGGACAUACUGUAGCUUUAAUGUUUAAGUCAUAGUGGAGCA